UCAUCAUUGUUACAUUGAGUUGUUGUGAUCGAUCAUCAUCACAUCAUCAUAGCUACCGUACUAGCUAGCUAGCUCCAGAUCCAGUAGUCAAUGAUCUGGAUGUCACGAUGAACCUAUCGUUUGAUGCCAAUGAGGAACACCAUGAGCCGCGUCCAGCAGAGCGAUCGUCUCCUAGGCCGACACGAGGGAGAUACUCGGUGGAAGGUGCUCCCAGGUUUUCCCGUACUACUUCAGGAGGAGGAGGUGUCAAGAAUAAGGCUCCCAUCAGUAGACCGAUCAGUCGCACCCGUUCGAAAUCAGGUCCCAGACGAACGCGAUCCAAGUCCAUGAGCACCGAUGUUGCCGCAGCUGCACCCAUGGAAGAUGUCAGCUCCCAAAGUGCCAUGGCAGCGUUGCCUUCUUCCACCAGACGAGGUCGCAAUAGCAACAAGGCACCGGCAUUGUCUCGCUCUGCCACAACCACAACCAACACGGCGGCUCCUACCAAACUGAGGCGAAAGCGACAAAAACCCGGAGUCAAGCCCGAUCAUCAGCUACACGCCUCCAUGCCCGCCAUGAGCUUCGAUCAUGCCGCUCGACCGAAGCGUGUGAGUUCUCGAGCCGAACAGCAGUCCAUUGGCAGUAGUACCAGCAAACCAACAACUAGUCGCAAGUCACCUCCUCGGCAUGCCCAACAACAACAUCGCAAGCGAUCACCGUCGAUAGGAGAGGAAGCUCGCGGCAGCCGACGAACAUCUGAUCGACAAAGACGAGCGUCUCGUGAUCAGCAUCAUGAUACAACUGACACAACUCCCACACCACGCACCAAGCGCAAACAACGAGUCCAAGCACGCAACAAGAAUCGACAAUUACAACAAUCCAGCUCUUCUCGCAUGAGUUUCGGCAGCAGCAGCACCAUGCAGGACUCUUCUCGAAUGAGUCAGGCGCCUUCUUUACUACUACAAGACUCUACUACCAGUAGAACCACAUUGAUGCAAGAUUCGAGUCGCAUGAGCUACACCAGCAGUAGCCUGCAGGACUCUUCUCGCAUCUCUUCUUCUCGAAUGCAGGACUCUUCUCGCACGUCCUCUUUGCUACUUCAAGACUCGAGUAGAAACACUUUACUGCAAGAUUCUUCUCGCAUGAGCUACACCACCAACAGUAGUAUGCAGGACUCUUCACGCAUCAGCUACACCAGUCUACCCACCAAUCUCACAUUAUAUGCCGAAGAAGCACAGGCGACAGCCCGCAAGGCACGAGCACAAGCCGAUGACAAGUGGGUCAAACAAUUUGGUCGACUCUCUGUGGCGGGACAAAUGUUUUUGGAAGGCAACAGCAAACCCAGAACCAGCAGUACUAGUGUGGCGCCAUCAUUGAAUCAAUCCAGCGUGGACUUUUUGAAUAGUUUGUCCAAGCUAGGAGUGGAUGAUACAGAAGAAGAAUUUGAUGUCAAACAGCAACCACCACCAAGUACUGAAUACAACAACAAGCUUCAAGAGAGCGAUCCCAUUAUUGGUUUACGUCUCAGUCAGGAUGACUCGGACGAUGUUCCGACACUUCUGAGAAAGGUCAAGUCCGAGUCAUCGGUACAGUCAGCAGCCAAGGCAACCAAACAAUCCACCAAAAAGCCAAAAGAUCGGUCUUCCAAACGGCGCAGUACACGCAAGAUCAAAAAGGCAAAGAAGGAAGAGCCACCACCAUUAAUCAAACAAACUGACCUCGUCGAAAGGGAUACUGCCGAGGGCAGCACCAAAAAGGUGUACUCUAGUAUGGACGAAGACGAUGAUAUUGUGUCCAUGCCACCUGCUCGGUCCAUUGUGUCGGGGGGAGAACGAAGCAUGCCUUUGCCAACCACCAUUCAUAAUAGCGAUCCUCUUGCGGCAAAGCCAAAGAAAAAGGGGACCAAAACAAGCAGCAAUAAGAAAGAAGAAAAGAGGCAAUCCAAGAAAGCGAAAGAGGAGAAGAAACGACUGGACAAGCAGGAGGCAGAAGAACCCAACACGCUGCCAACAACCAAAGCCACAGUGGCUGCCGCUAUGGUUCAACAACCUCCACCACCUCAACAGCAGCGACGAGCCAGUCGACCCGUCAAUGAGCUGUCCACCUUUCUGAACCAAUAUGAUGACUUGGAUGCAUUGUUUUCUCAAGGGAUCCAAGAGGCGGUGGCCAUGGAAAAGGCGUCCUCCAACAGCAAGGACAAGAGUGGAGGGAGUCCAGUCUCCAACACGGAAGGAGCGGUCGUCGGAGGUGACUUUGGUCUUUCACCGGCGACUCUCGGCAGCUCCAAGCCACUGAAACGAAGAUCACGGCCAGGAGAGGUUCUCAAACGAUUCAUGAAGAACUUUGAUGACUUGGACAUUCUCUUUUCACGCAAGUUGAUCAAACCCGCAACCAGCGUCGAUGAAAAAAGCAACAGCAAAGGCAGUCGAAGCAAGAACAGUAAAAACAGCAAGCUUUCCGCAUCUUCGGCACACGAGAUUGGUAGUGCCCAUACGGGGUCGCUGCUGUCUCCCUCAUACCAACGCAGGAGUCUUCCCAAUCUGACGGAACUCGAGAAAGGAAAGAACUCCCCAAAGUCCUCGCCCAAGAGUCCAAACCAAAGCUCCCCCAACAUUCUAAUGGAGAUGCUCGAAAUGAGCGAUGACGAUCUGAAAGACCUCUUUGCGAAACAAAAGAAAUCUGGAAAGCCGGAAUCCUUCGACUUGACAGACAUUGCUGAAGCCAACGACGGUUCUCCUAACAGGAACAGUUUGACGCAGCACACAGCCCUCUCCAGGGUUUCAGAAGAGCCGCCCACGGGGAACUAUGGGCAUCAAAGCACGUCAAGCUUGGACCUCUACGACUUUUGUCAAAUGCCGUUUGGGGAUGAGUUGUCUGAGAAAGAACAGCCGGAACCGGUGUCAGAGGAAGAAGAGCAAGAACCCGUAUCUGAGAUAGAUCCCUCGUCUAAGCAGGAACAGCCGCCAAGCCGUGGCAAGAGCGCUUCUGGUGCCAGGAGCUCCCUCACGCUUGAAGACUUGAUCACCCCUGAAUUAGAAGACGAUACGGAUGAAGAUGAGGACCCAAAGAAGCGCGAUUCAGUUCGCCAGAGUGACACCAAGACAGAUCAGUUCAUGUCACAGAGUGACCGCACUCACGAUGUCCGGCGCACGAGUCAAGGAGAAAAUGUCAUGGGUACACAGAGCGAUCUUACACAUGAUGUGCGUCGAAGCAGCCACAACGAGAAAGAGAUGAUUGCCAGCGGUGCUGAACUACGGCGAGCUGCCCCCAUACGUCGGCGGGUUGAGCGUUCCUUGUCUCCACCACGUCGUCCCCGUCAGAGACGAGCAACCGAUCCAAUCUCGAUGAAAGCGGAAAAACAAAAAGCCGUUCAAAAGCCAGAGCGCCGUAGCCUUCCAGGAGGCCUGGGGGAUAGCUGUCGGUCCUUGUCGCAUCGGUCCUUGUCACCUCGUCCACGCCAAUCAGACGACCUGGGGGAAAGUUCCCGAUCCUUGUCGUCACAACGUUCCAUGUCCGCUCGACCACGACCGAGGCAGAAAGUAGUUCCUCAGGACCAUGCUCCAGGAGAAAGCACUAAGCCAGAACGUGGUCGUAGAAGUUUGCCCGCACGGUUGAAGCAUGGCCAGCGCUCGUUGUCUCCAGCGAGGCGUCCGGUCAGCAAGGAACCAGGCACAACGCAACCUGAAGAAGACCGUGCUCCCCACUUGAGUCGCCGAAGCUUGCCGACACAUGUUGUCGACAAGGCGCCGGAGAGCCCUGAUAGGCGUUCGUCGCAAGGCGUGGAUGUCCUGAAGAGUCUGAUGGAUCGAUAUGAUGACCAUGAAGAGUUGUAUACCAGCGGGUUAGAGGAAGCAGCGGCGCCAAUCACGGAGGUUGACUUCGACAUCGACCAUGAAGCUAUAGAGGCGAUGAAAGCAGCAAAGGAGGCCAAGGAGCGAGCCCAAGGACCCAAGAGAACUGAUCAGGAGGAAGGCGAGAAGCCAUUGUCGCCAUCCAAUGAGCCAGAAGCGGGUCGACGGGGUCGCACUUUGGAUGGGGGUCGCCGAGGUUUUCCGGAUCGGUCUCCAAAGAGCCCCCGCCGGGUUCCGACCAAAGCAACAAAUCAGGUUUCGAGGGGUGAAAGAGACAAAUCGCCCAGUACGGGCAAGCACCUGAAGAAAUCAACACCAAUCACCGCUGAAGUUGCGGUUCCAUCAGAAUCCUCAGCAAGGGAGCAGACCGAAGAGGCUCAAGAUGCAGAUGAUGGAAUCUCCGCAGCCAGCGCAGAGGCCCCGCCUCCAUUGCCAGCUAUUGUUGUUGAGAAGAAGACCGUGGACACUUCGCCGUUGUUCCCCUACGUUGGCGAGGCCGGUUUAGAUCUUGACCGAGUAGACCCUUCGCUCUAUAGUGGGAGCCUUGGGAUGGAUCAGAUGGGAUCAACAGUUGGUAGCAAGAGCACGUUGGACGAUUUUCUGACAAACGAGGCCAGGGGCCAGGGAAACCGUCGGCCCAGGCAUCAAGCACUGGAUGAUGGCCAUGCAUCGUUGCCCACACGUUUCAGCGCCGUUCAUCACCAUGCAAAGCGCAUGGGUCGAACCCGAGGAUCCAGCCGUUACAGUCCGGAUGAAGCUAUCGGGUUUGCUCUGGAUGACAUGAGUUGGCAACACUACGACGAAGCACAGUCUGUCUACUCGGACCUGUCAGGUCGACCACAUUCCGACUUGCGAGGAUACUCAUAUCCGCGCGAAAACAUGCCUGUCCAGCGCCCUCGUCGGCAUCGAUCUCCAUGGGUUGACCAUCAGUACUUUGGGGCCGGCGAGGAUGUAUACUACAGCCACCCUAACUUGGGCUAUGGCAGAAGUAUGCAUGAGUCCUUUCCGACCAUUCACGAAUUAGAAGCACAACACUAUGCGAGUCAUUCUCAUUUGACUACCGGUCGUCCGGACAUGCACAGCAGUGCGCACCUCUUGUCGUUUCAGCAAGGACAUCUACACGAUCCUUUCCGAGGCCACUACAACGAAGAAAAUGAAAUGGCUCGAAGAACUAGUCGCGGAGGCGAGCAUCUGUCGCCACGGUAUCGUGGUAGCGGUCGUUUCGAUGCUGGGAAGUCCAUGUCCUUGGAGGACGUCUUUGGUCGUUCGAAUCACGAAGCUGCAACACAGCACCGGAGACACAUCGGCAAAACGGAUCACAGUCACCGUUCACAUAGAGACAUAACCUCUCGAUCAGGCUCCGAGCGUCGCCUUUCCUCGUCGGUUCACGGGCAAGAAGUGGAAUGGCAAGACUUUACCGAGGUGGCUCGCAGUGGAGCUCUUCAGAGCAUUCCUUGGAGGAACACGCGCGGAUUGAGCGUACAACUACGUUUGAUUGAGGCAGAAGAAGCCAGGAAGAUGUCUUCGUUGAGGUUGGACGAUUCCUUUCAUUGCACCGUCGUAUCAAAAGGAUGCCCCCGAAGCAACAAUGAGUUCUGUUGCGGAGUUGACUGCUGUUGCCAAAAGAACUGCUCUCCGCCCUGGUACCAUCGCCCAGCCCAGGGAAUGAUGCCUGGUGAAGAAAAAGAAAAGGACGAGGAACCGUCCCACCGUGGCCGCACCGUGCAGGCUUUGGCCAAGAUCGCCGCUUCAGCCGAGCUCGACAUCAACCGCCCCCCUGCUAACGACGAUGAGUCCUCAAUUACCUAUCCAAUAUACAAACCUGAUGUCGACGAGAGAGUGCCCCGCCGUUCCUCGGGUGGCACCCUGUUAGGUGACGAAGAUACCCUGUUGUCUUUCGCUCUUUAGUCCACCGUAGUCAAGUUUAAACUACAAUCCAAUCUCAUAGAUCACAUUUAUGCUAUCAAUGUCCCUCCAGUAAUAAGUGCAUGGCCCUGUCAGUAGUUGACGAUUAGAAAUUAGAAUGCAUGUCAUAGUUGCAGCCAUCCGAUUCCAGCCUGAAGUGUACGGUACCGAUACUGUGUGUAUUGCACAUACACUCUCCCCUACAGUAAUCAUUUUUAUAGAGCAACUAUCAUGUCAA
Seminavis robusta is the source of this 5973-nucleotide messenger RNA. NCBI's taxonomy places the organism in Eukaryota, Bacillariophyta, Bacillariophyceae, Naviculales, Naviculaceae. The record is from the annotation of a GenBank genome assembly.